Molecule: messenger RNA, 5043 nt
Organism: Saccharomyces mikatae IFO 1815
Lineage: Eukaryota; Fungi; Ascomycota; Saccharomycetes; Saccharomycetales; Saccharomycetaceae
Gene: NTE1
Product: lysophospholipase
Exons: 1
Coding region: 1-5043 (1680 amino acids)
Biological process (GO): phosphatidylcholine metabolic process
Cellular component (GO): endoplasmic reticulum
Molecular function (GO): phosphatidylcholine lysophospholipase A1 activity
Source: RefSeq, a predicted model, not a curated record
AUGAAUUGCACCACCAACAACAGCAACGCUACCGGUCAAAGCUCUAACAACAGUCUUGGCACCAGCAUUAAUUCCAGUAACUCUACCUCUUAUAGAUUCCAGACAUGUCUUGCCGACCAGAUCAUUUCUGAGGCGCAGACGUGGUCGCUUUCGUCCCUGUUCAACUUCUCGUGGGUCGUGUCCUACUUCGUCAUGGGCACGUCCCGUAUGGUCUUCAAGUAUGGUUGGUACCUGGCAACUUUAUCGCUUUUAAGGAUUCCGAAGUGGAUCUUCUUCAAGUUACACCAUAUCCAUUUCACGCUUUCCUUUUGGCUGAUCCUGUUUGGCCUGGCCGUCAUUGUGUUUGUGACGUACACCAUCAUGAAGGAGAGAAUCCUUUCUCAGUACAAGAGAUUGACCCCGGAGUUCUUGCCGCUGGAAAAUCUAGGUAAAUCGGGCACCAGCGCCAACGCCAGCAUGACAGCAUCUUCCACUCAGUCGGCCGACCCGUCGUGUGCCACAGGCUCUCCCACUACAUGUCCAACCUCGAAUAUGAACUCGAAAAAGCAUUCUUUGAAAGAUGGCAACGAUAACGAGACCUUUCUUUCAUCUUACCUUGAUCAGUUUUUAAGUGCUAUCAAAAUUUUUGGCUAUUUGGAAAAACCAGUCUUCCAUGACUUGACGAAGAACAUGAAGACGCAAAAAAUGGAUGAGGGCGAGAUCUUACUGUUGGACAGUACCAUUGGAUUUGCCAUUGUUGUCGAAGGCACGCUGCAGUUGUACCAUGAAAUAGACCAUUCAGAAAAGGACCACGGCGACGAAACUGACCAUAGUGACACGGAUGGUUUUGACGAUGAAGAUGAAGAUGAAGAUGAAGAUGAAGGUGACGACGAUAAUGAUGAUGAUUUCGACAACAAGUCUUGUUCUUCCAACCCAAUCGAUGAAGAAGACGAAUCCGUCGGUUACAUCCGCCUGAAAAAUGGACUGGGGAAAUUUCAACUGCUGAAUACAGUCAAAUCAGGAAAUCCAUUGACAUCCCUCGUAAGCAUUUUGAAUCUGUUUACUCAUUCCAUGUCCUCGGAUAGUAGCAAUAACUUUCCCUCCGAGUUGUCCUCGCCCAUGGACGCUACCGUCUCGAGCAACAGUUUGUUUUACUCAUCGGAUCAAAACUUUCCAACGACGGAUUCCAUGACAAACUCUAGCAACGGCUCUCCAUCAUUCCCUUCUUCGAUUCCUAAACUUGUCGCUCGUGCGGCCACCGACUGUACGAUUGGUAUAAUCCCCCCACAAUCGUUUGCCAAAUUAACCGCCAAAUAUCCACGGUCUGCUUCUCAUAUAAUCCAGAUGGUACUCACCAAACUGUACCACGUUACCUUUCAAACUGCCCAUGAUUAUUUAGGUUUAACGAAGGAAAUCAUGGAUAUUGAGGUUCUAUUGAACAAAUCCAUAGUUUAUGAGUUACCUUAUUAUUUGAAAGAGGCUGUUAUCCGUAAGUUCAAAACUGCAGAUAAGACAAAUGGGCCAUCCGACUUAAAAUUGAAAUCCAAAAAUAAUAAAGGCUCUACCGAAUUGAAGAAAUCACCCCCCAAAGCCAAACCAACUGAUGAUAUCAUUCAAUCGCUUAAAAUUGCCAACGCCAAUGCCAAUGCAAGCUCAAAUUCCCUUUUACUAAAACCAGAAUUCAUCCACCAUCCAAGUUCAAGACAUGUUGUACUGGGUUCAAGAGACCAAUUCAAUCCUGGUGAUUUAUUGUCAAACGUCCCAUUGUCUAGAACUAUGGAUAUCAUGUCACCUAAUCCAAUUCACAAUAAUAACCGCACCAAACUAAAUGGUAUUAACACUUCUGCCGCAAAUCAACACAAGCGCUCCUCUAGAAGCAGCAGUAACAAUGCUUCCACCCACUCCAAGAAAUUUUCCUCCUUAUCACCUGAACUGCGCAACGCCCAACUUAGUACAUCGCCCCUGGCCUUGGAUAAUACUACUUCUCAUGACAAUGAGCAGUCAAGUCCUGUCCAUUUGAAGGGACGAGUCUCUCCAAGACCUAAUCUGCUACCAACGACAUCCUUCUCUGCUGCUCAAGAAGAAACCGAGGACUCUGCUUUAAGAAUGGCUUUGGUUGAGGCAAUGCUAACAUAUUUGGGUGUUAACAAAAGCAACAUGUCAGUUUCAUCUUCUUCGACAACAAAUAUGUCCUCUUUGAAUUCUCCUCAACUUAACGGAAUAUAUAGCCGCCGCCCAAGCGAUGUAAGUUUCUUGAUGAGCCCCAACUAUACACCAUCUGAUGUUUCUAUAGCCUCAUCUUUUGCCUCUCCUCAAACUCAACCGACUAUGUUACGAAUCUUACCCAAGGAAUACACCAUUUCCUCCAAUAAAAGGCACAACAGCAGAAACUUGAACAAAAAAAAGCCUAGAGCUUACAAAGAGGAGUUGACACCAAAUUUGGAUUUCGAAGAUGUUAAGAAGGACUUUGCGCAAGGUAUCCAAUUGAAAUUUUUUAGAAAAGGUACCACUAUAGUUGAACAAAAUGCUCGCGGUAAGGGCCUCUUCUAUAUAAUUUCCGGGAAAAUUAACGUAACUACAAACUCAUCCUCAUCCGUUGUGUCAGCAAUGUCUAAACCGGAACAGGUUCCACCUCAGGCUUCACGCAAAGGUGGAAAUUCCCAUCAUUCUCAACAUUUGUUAUAUUCUGUCGGGUCAGGUGGUAUUGUAGGCUAUUUAUCAUCUUUAAUUGGCUACAAAUCGUUUGUUAAUCUCGUUGCCAAGACAGAUGUUUACGUUGGUUUUUUAUCCAGUGAUACCCUAGAAAGGUUAUUUGAUAAAUACUUCCUAAUCUACCUACGGAUUUCCGAUUCAUUGACCAAAUUGUUAUCCUCUAGGCUAUUAAAGCUAGAUCAUGCCUUAGAGUGGGUCCAUUUAAGAGCUUCUGAAACGCUCUUUUCCCAGGGUGACUUGGCGAAUGGUAUUUAUGUUGUUCUUAAUGGUAGAUUGAGACAGCUACAACAGCAGUCGUUAUCAAACUCUAAUGCAUCUUCUGAAGAAGUUGACACUCAGAAUAUCAUUUUGGGAGAAUUGGCCCAAGGAGAAAGUUUUGGGGAAGUCGAAGUGCUUACUGCCAUAAAUAGAUAUUCCACUAUAGUCGCCGUUAGGGAUUCUGAAUUAGCAAGAAUUCCAAGAACAUUAUUUGAACUGCUAGCCCUUGAACAUCCAUCUAUCAUGAUAAGGGUUUCAAGAUUGGUGGCUAAAAAAAUUGUGGGAGGUAGAACUGUUCCAGCAUUAACAGAUGAUCCAUUAUCUAUAAAGGAAAGCGACUUCAGUUCAUUAAUUCCUCCAACGAAAGCUUCAUAUUCUAGCUCUUUAAGUCAUAAACCCCAAAAUAUUACUUCGGGAACAAUUACAUUCAGAACCAUCACAAUCUUACCAAUAACCAGCGGACUUCCUGUUGAAGCAUUUGCUAUGAAAUUAGUCCAAGCUUUUAAGCAAGUUGGAAGAACCACCAUUGGAUUAAAUCAAAGAACAACCCUAACACAUUUGGGUCGCCAUGCAUUUGACAGGUUGUCAAAAUUAAAACAAAGUGGAUACUUUGCUGAAUUAGAAGAAAUGUACCAAACAGUUGUCUAUAUAUCAGAUACACCAGUUAAAUCGAACUGGACAAGGACCUGUAUUGCACAAGGUGAUUGUAUCCUAUUACUAGCAGAUGCGAGAUCCUCAUCUGCCGAUAUUGGAGAAUAUGAAAAACUGCUACUAAAUUCAAAGACAACUGCAAGAACUGAAUUAAUUCUUCUACAUCCUGAGAGGUAUGUGGAACCAGGAUUAACCCAUAAAUGGUUACGCACUAGGCCAUGGGUUCAUUCUCAUCAUCAUAUUCAAUUUAGUUUGACGGGAACAACGUUGAUGAACGAGGGCAAAAUGCACGUUUUGAACAAUGGUGCAUUGGCAUUAAUGGAUAAGUUAAUUCAAACAGAAUUCAGCAGGAAAACUCAACAAAACAUAUCAAAAUUACUUCCAGAUUCUAUCAAGAACACGGUGGAGAAUUUCUCUUCGAGAUUCAUGAAAAGUAAAAGACAAUACUAUACUCCAGUUCAUAGGCACAAGAAUGAUUUUUUGAGAUUGGCAAGAAUUCUCUCUGGACAAGCUAUUGGACUUGUUCUUGGAGGUGGUGGUGCUAGAGGUAUUAGUCACUUGGGUGUCAUCCAGGCUAUUGAAGAGCAAGGUAUUCCCGUUGACGUUAUUGGAGGAACAUCUAUUGGUUCUUUCGUUGGAGGAUUGUACGCAAAGGAUUAUGAUUUAGUACCAAUUUAUGGUCGUGUGAAGAAGUUUGCUGGUCGAAUUUCCUCUAUCUGGAGAAUGUUAACAGAUCUAACCUGGCCUGUUACGUCAUAUACGACUGGUCACGAAUUCAACAGAGGUAUUUGGAAAACUUUUGGGGAUACUAGAAUUGAAGAUUUCUGGAUCCAGUACUACUGUAAUUCCACUAAUAUAACCGAUUCAGUUCAAGAAAUACAUUCCUUUGGUUACGCGUGGAGAUAUAUCAGAGCUUCGAUGUCCCUUGCUGGUCUUUUACCUCCUUUAGAAGAGAAUGGUUCUAUGUUACUUGAUGGUGGAUACGUUGAUAAUUUACCUGUUACCGAAAUGAGAGCGCGUGGUUGCCAAACUAUAUUUGCGGUAGAUGUAGGAUCGGCAGACGAUAGGACACCUAUGGAAUAUGGUGACUCUUUGAAUGGGUUUUGGAUCAUUUUCAACAGGUGGAAUCCAUUCUCUUCUCAUCCUAAUAUACCUAAUAUGGCUGAAAUUCAAGUAAGAUUGGGUUAUGUUGCGUCAGUAAAUGCUUUAGAAAAGGCCAAAAAUACACCAGGUGUUGUUUACGUUAGACCACCUAUUGAAGAAUAUGCCACUCUAGACUUUAGUAAGUUUGAAGAGAUAUAUCAUGUAGGUGUAGACUAUGGUCGUGUGUUUUUGCAAGGAUUAAUUGAUGAGGAAAAGAUGCCAUACAUACCAGGCUCCCAAGAAACCGCUUUGAAUUCUCAAGUUCCCGAGUUUUUAUUACAUAGAAGAAAUAGUAUAUGA